Molecule: messenger RNA, 390 nt
Organism: Schizophyllum commune H4-8
Lineage: Eukaryota; Fungi; Basidiomycota; Agaricomycetes; Agaricales; Schizophyllaceae
Exons: 3
Coding region: 1-390 (129 amino acids)
Source: RefSeq, a predicted model, not a curated record
AUGACUGCGCACGAGGUACAUGCUGCUCCCCGAUUCUCGAAGCGUGCAUUGCAUUUCCGGCGACUUCUCCUCACCCGUGGACUACACGCCUAUCGCCGUUCGGAGUCAUCGCCCAAGCGACCGCCAGAGCAGCCGGCGCAUACUGUGGUGCACUGGAUGUAUCGGGACCGUGCUCGCUGGCGCGAGGAGGUUGGAGAAGCUCGAGAAACUGCCAGAUGGACCGUCAACCACGUCGGCGCACUUGAGCGGCGCAUGGUCACUCUUGAGGAGCACCUCGUCGGGCAACGCUGUGUGAAUCCGUUCGAUGACCAUCCCUUCAUUACUGCCAAGCGCAAUACCACUCACGGAGAAGACGACAUGACGCUCUCCCCCACUGUCGCUUCACCCUGA